UUCCCCUUUCUCAAAUUAGGGUUCCAAAUGGCAGAGGGUCCUGCAAGCCCCGGCUGCGGCAGUCAUGAGAGCAGCGACCACAGCCCUCGCUCCAACGUCCGCGAGCAAGACAGGUACCUUCCCAUCGCCAACAUAAGCCGCAUCAUGAAGAAGGCUCUUCCCGCCAACGGUAAAAUCGCCAAGGACGCCAAAGAGACUGUUCAGGAAUGCGUCUCCGAAUUCAUCAGCUUCAUCACCAGCGAGGCCUCUGAUAAGUGUCAGAGAGAGAAGAGGAAGACUAUUAACGGUGAUGAUUUGCUCUGGGCGAUGGCCACACUCGGUUUCGAGGAUUAUAUUGAUCCUCUUAAAAUUUACCUCAACAGAUACAGAGAUAUGGAGGGUGAUACCAAGGGCUCAGCCAAGGGUGGAGAAUCAUCUGCUAAGAAAGAUGUUCAACCAAGUCCUAAUGCCCAGCUAGCUCAUCAAGGUACUUUUUCUCAAAGUGUUAGUUACACAAAUUCUCAGGGUCAGCAUAUGAUGGUUCCAAUGCAAGGCCCAGAGUAGGUAUCAAGUCUGUUAACCCGCCUGUUGUAAUGUAUGUUUUCUACGCUGGUUAGCAAGUGUUCACGGCAUAUUGAAUGUCUUUUUAUGUUAUGUGAAUACUGACAUAGGAGAUGUUGGUUCUUGUGUCGAGAUAUUUUUUUAAAAUUAAGGUUUGUAUAUUAUCUUUGGAGUCGAAUUAUUAUUUGAAAAUUAUUAUAUUGUAAAUCCUAGAGCCCUGUUGUCUGAAACCAUCAGGCGGCCUGGCAAAGACUGAAGAUUUUAGGACUGAUUGUAAGCAUAAAUCGGAAUAUUCUUUUCCUUAUUUCUUUGUACAAUAAUGUAUGAAGAAGGCCCGAGCUUCUUUUAUAUU
Messenger RNA from Cajanus cajan (pigeon pea), 892 nucleotides. The record is from RefSeq and is a predicted model, not a curated record. Lineage: Eukaryota; Viridiplantae; Streptophyta; Magnoliopsida; Fabales; Fabaceae.